Messenger RNA from Chelmon rostratus (copperband butterflyfish), 4192 nucleotides. RefSeq names its product spire-type actin nucleation factor 1a (gene spire1a). Gene Ontology annotation, biological process: establishment of meiotic spindle localization; polar body extrusion after meiotic divisions; actin nucleation. The record is from RefSeq and is a predicted model, not a curated record. Gene Ontology annotation, cellular component: cell cortex; cytoplasmic vesicle membrane. Lineage: Eukaryota; Metazoa; Chordata; Actinopteri; Chaetodontiformes; Chaetodontidae. Gene Ontology annotation, molecular function: actin binding. The transcript has 18 exons. Bases 166 to 2523 code for a protein of 785 amino acids.
GCUAGUUGCUCUCUGCCGUUGGUGCUCUUCGUUCUCACUGGAGAUUAAACAGUUGAUUGAGAGGUUAAAGUGUGUGUCUGUGUAGCUGAGUGGCUCUGGAAUAUUAAGUGACAAUCCCCUUUCGUUUUGUUUCGUCUUUAGUUAUGUGGUUAUAAUGAAGUGAGGAUGGCCAAACGACCGGGGACUGACGACGCGAUGGUGACUUCGCCGACCGUUCUUCGGGAUUUCGCAGACGAUUUGAACGCCGGGGACGUGAACAUGGACUGCGGCGACGGAGCCGCCGAGGUCUCCUUGGAAGAUAUCCUGAAAUUGUACGGUCAGCCGAUAAACGAGGAACAGGCAUGGGCGGUGUGUUAUCAGUGUUGUCGGACUUUAGCGCAAAAACAUCGGAGGAAAAGCUCCACGUCUGCCGGUGCGUCGGCUGUCGACUACCCGAGGAGGAUUGAGGGACCCAGGGAUGUGAUGAUUUGGCGAGACGGGACUAUCGGACUGCACUUUGAAGGCAGCACAGAUAAAUAUGGAUCAGCUCCGACGUCAUUAGAGAUUAUUGACUCGCUGGGUGUCAUGAUCUACAAAGCUCUGGACUAUGGCCUCAAAGAAAACGAGGAGCGUGAACUCAGCCCGCCGCUGGAGCGCCUGAUCGACAUGAUGACCAACACCGAAGACACUGAGAGCGAUCCCUGUCCCGACGAGGGCUAUGAGGCCACAGAGGAGGAGGACGAGUGUGAAGAAGAAGAAGAGGAGGAGGAGGAGCCCGUCUCUGCUACCACCACCAGCUCAGUUAGAAUUCGCAGCUAUCGAGACAUCGUCACGCUAUGUUCUUCCCACCUGCCCAGCCCAUCAGAUGCCCCCAACCAUUACCAGGCUGUGUGUCGUGCUCUCUAUGCCGAGACAAGGGAACUACACACCUUUCUGGAGAAAAUCAAGAGUGCCAAGGAGAACCUUCGGAAAAUGGAGGGUGAGACUCAGGAACCUGUUAAAGACCUCAAUGAGCUGCAAAAUGCAGACUGGGCACGGUUCUGGGUGCAGGUGAUGCGAGAUCUACGGGAUGGCGUUAAGUUGAAGAAGGUUCAGGAACGUCAGUAUAACCCACUGCCCAUUGAAUACCAGCUCACACCUUACGAAAUGCUGAUGGACGACAUCCGCUCCAAACGCUACAAGCUGCGGAAGGUCAUGGUGAAUGGGGACAUCCCACCAAGGUUAAAGAAGAGCGCACAUGAGAUCAUUCUUGAAUUCAUCAGGUCUCGACCACCUCUCAACCCUGUCUCAGCCCGUAAACUGAAACCCCACCCGCCACGUCCCCGGAGCCUCCACGAGCGACUGCUGGAGGACAUCAAAGCUGAAAGGAAGCUCAGGCCGGUCUCACCGGACAUGAUCCGCCGAAGCCGCCUGGGUGCAGGGAAAAGCAUCAGCACGCCCCAGGACUUGUUCCGCAGCUCAGACACUCCUGAUGCACCCAGGAAGUUGGCUGUCAGUACGCAGUCUCUGGCCAGUGGCACCACGGGACCCAAUCAAGGUGGAGUGCAGCCCCUUAGCCAGAGGAAGAGGCUGCUUAGAGCGCCCACACUGGCCGAGCUGGACAGCUCUGAAUCUGAUGAGGAGCCCACACGGAGCAGCUCCAGUAUGUCCACGUCUUUGAUCGAUGACACGUCACCCGAGUCUGUCAUAGGCAAGAAGGCUCCUCCAAAGUUCCUGCCCAUGUCCGCCACCCCACAGCCGGACAAGCGUCAGUCGCCACAGAGGCGGCACUCCAUCGAGAAGGAGGCACCCACCAGUGUCCACCCCUUUGCACCUCCGUCCAAACAGACCUCCAAGUCUUUGGUGGAAGCUGCCAGUGGUGCUCAGGGCACGGAGGAGUUCUGCUACCCAGUGGAGUGUCUGGCUCUGACGGUGGAGGAGGUGAUGCACAUCCGGCAGGUUCUGGUCAAGGCUGAGCUGGAGAAGUUUCAGCAGUACAAAGAUGUCUACACCGCUCUCAAGAAAGGAAAGCUUUGCUUUUCAUGUCGGACCAAGAAGUUCUCCCUCUUUACGUGGUCCUACACCUGCCAGUUCUGCAAAAGGCCUGUGUGUUCCCAGUGCUCGAAAAAGAUGCGGCUGCCAUCUAAGCCCUACUCCACCUUGCCCAUCUAUUCUUUGGGCCCCAGUGCUGUGGCUAAAGAAGAGGCAUGCGGAUCGUCUGCCCCUGCUGAGCCAGAGAAGCAUCCAUUUGGGUCUGGACAUAGCCGACACAGCCUGCGUAGAAGUGUUUACAAGUUGUCUAAGCACAGCAGUAGUAGCAGCAGCAAAGAUGGCCGGUCACAGGAUGAGCCGGAGCUUCCCAAGGAGCUUACUGAGGACUGGGUCACCAUGGAGAUCUGCGUAGAUUGCAAGAAGUUCAUCACGGAGAUCAUCUCCUCCAGCAAGCGCAGCCUGUGCGUGGCCACCAAGCGCGCCCGCCUCAAUCGCAAAACCCAAUCCUUCUACAUGUCAUCAUCUAACUCGGUCAACUUCAGGCCCUCUGAGCGCACCAUCAACGAGGUGUAGGAAGUGGGACCACCUUGGGCACUUCUGUUCACGCCUCUCCCAGAUCUUAAUCAUUCAAUAAAAAAAAGAAAAUAGAUAAAAAUCUGAGUCUAGCUUUGACCUGGACUGGUUCACUGUGAUGAUGAAUCCAGUCCAUCCCACCCCAAAGUUAGUAAAGGUUCUUAUACCUUAGCCCGUCUCAGGAAGUUGGUACGCUAUGAUUGGUCAUGACUGGUCAGGACUUGAGAGUAGCUGCCAGAUAACAAAGGAGAGCCAUGUUUCUGUAAGUCAGUGAUAUUUCUGGACACGGUGGGUUGAAUGGAUAGAUUGAGCCGCUGAUGUUGCGAUUGUGAACCAGGUAAGAGAAUGUAUGUUUGACAUUAGAGCGGGGAAAGAUGAUACAGAAAGCCAAAAGCUGCAGCAAUGAUGUGUAAAUAGUAAAAAGGCCCAUCCCUGAUAUUAGCUCUGAAUACGUUUUCCAGUUCCUGUUUACUUCUAGCACUCAGGAAGAACAACAGAUUGUCUUUUGACAGAAAUGCACUGUAGAUCCUGCUGUCAGGUCUGUUGGGGUAGAUCUCUGCCACUCCCCUCUGCCCCUCUCUUAUUCUUCCAGCAACAAUUAUGCCAAAUGUUACAUUAAUUUUUUUUAGCCAGUUUAAAUGCAUAUUUGCUGUUCUCUCAUGUUUUAGGGACGAGACAUUGAGGGGUGAGAAUAGUCAGAUUAUUUUUUUCUGGGUGGGUUUUGGCUAUUAGUUGUAAUGUAUAUUCAAAUCUGUGCCUGGUGCCAAAAUGUAAUUUCUUUCUUUGAAUGCCUUUGUAGUUCCGGACCUAUUGUACAUAUGUGUGAUAGACUCAAUGGGAGACAUAUGAGAGUAAUCCAAAAUUUGGUUUCUUGCCCUACCACGUUCCAAGCCGGGCAGAAGAAGCACAGAAAUGUCGGAUUACAAAUGUGUACAUGCUGUAUAUCUUAAUUGUUCCAAAUUUGAAUUUAAUAUAAAAAAAACUUAACUAAGUAGAAGUAUAAUUCACCAUGUUUUAAGAUUUCUGCCUCUGGAGUGUCUUUAUUUGAAAUUCUUCUCUGAAACCUUUAUUAUUAGUGUUAUGUUUGUGUCAAUGUAAUAUUAAGAUUUUAUUUCUGUUGUAUAGUUUAUAAACUCCUCAGUGUUAAGAUACUCGUCUAAAUUGCAAAUCGCACUUUUACUGGACCAAGUUAUUGUUUAUGUUGGGUUUUUGUCUUAAUAAUAAUUAUUAAAAUCUUUGUUUUUCUCCUCUUGGGGGCUCCAUAGUGCCAUUUCCCAGGGUUCCUCAUGAAUGAAAGUAAGUGUGAAUGGCUGCAGGUUGUUUGUAACAAUGGAAUAAUGGCGAAGCAAAACAAAGCACUCCAUUUAAUUGAAUGUAGGCAUUUUUAAGUGUAUAACUUAAUUGAAUAUGCUUUAUGAACUUUUAUUCCCUUUCAAGACUUACACACACACACACACACACUCACACAGACACACAUUCAUCUAGUCUGUUUUGUGACAGUUGUUACCAAAUGAGCAAGAAGCGCAACCAGCCUGUUAAAUACUGAUGCCAUGUUCCAGUGAAACAUACAUCUGACCAGUUUUAAUUUAGACCUCUGUAAAGAAUGUAUGCAUGCUGUACUGUGAUCUGUUUGUUUUUAUCAAAGAAACUACAAUAAAAUCAUCAUGAU